This is a messenger RNA of Chenopodium quinoa (quinoa), 2618 nucleotides long. Its product is annotated as CDPK-related kinase 5-like. Lineage: Eukaryota; Viridiplantae; Streptophyta; Magnoliopsida; Caryophyllales; Amaranthaceae. The transcript has 11 exons. The record is from RefSeq and is a predicted model, not a curated record. Gene Ontology annotation, biological process: intracellular signal transduction; protein autophosphorylation; peptidyl-serine phosphorylation. Gene Ontology annotation, molecular function: calcium/calmodulin-dependent protein kinase activity; ATP binding; calmodulin binding. Bases 291 to 2105 code for a protein of 604 amino acids. Gene Ontology annotation, cellular component: cytoplasm; nucleus.
UCCUUUUCUUUUUCUUCUUUUUUCUUUCUCUCUCCUCUUUCUUUCUCUCUAAUUUCUCCAGUACGAAAUCCCAACUUUAUUAAAUAAUUUUUAUUUUUCAUUGUUUUUGUCUCCCUAAAAUUUCCCACUAACAACUCUAAUAGUAGCACUACUAGUAGUUAGAGAGAGAAAAUCCCAAAUUCUUCCUUUCUCUCUCCUACUUCAAAACUCAUCAAUGGCGUUCACACUAUAACACUAUAAUUUAUAGUUUUACAGAGAGAAAAAGAGGAAAGAGAAAAAAAUAGAGAAAAAUGGGUAUAUGUACUUCAAAACCACCGACGCAACCGUAUGUUUCCGAUCCAAAACCACCGGAAGAAGGAAGUAAUCAACCGCCAGCGGCGAGAAAUUCCGGCGAAAAUCAAGCGAAGAAAUCCCCGUUUUUAGGGAUCUACAGUCCAAGUCCAGCUCACUACUUGUUUUCUAAGAAAUCACCAUUAUGGUCACCUGCUACAAAUGCGACUUCAAAUUCAAAUUCAAACUCAAGUACAAAUACGCCGAAACGUUUCUUCAAACGGCCGUUUCCUCCGCCGUCGCCGGCGAAACACAUAAAAGCAGUGUUAGCAAGAAGACAUGGAACGGUUAAACCUAACGGUAACGGCGUCGGAGGUUCUAUUCCCGAAGGAAGUGAAGGUGGUAGUGGUGGAAAUGGUGUGGGUUUGGAUAAACGGUUUGGAUUUUCCAAGCAUUUUGGGGAUAAGUAUGAAGUUGGUGAAGAAGUUGGACGAGGGCAUUUUGGGUAUACUAGGGUUGCUACUGCUAAGAAGGGUGAUUUGAAGGGUCUUCAAGUCGCUGUCAAGAUCAUCCCUAAAGCCAAGAUGACCACGGCUAUUGCCAUUGAGGAUGUUAGAAGGGAGGUGAAGAUCUUGAAAGGUCUGGCCGGACAUCCCAAUCUCAUUAAAAUUUACGACGCAUAUGAAGACAACGAAAAUGUUUACAUUGUGAUGGAGUUGUGUCGAGGAGGCGAGUUGCUGGAUAGAAUACUUUCAAGGGGUGGGAAAUACACAGAAGAAGAUGCCAAGGUUGUGUUAAUACAGAUCUUAAACGUUGUUUCGUUCUGCCACCUGCAAGGUGUGGUACAUCGAGAUCUCAAGCCAGAGAAUUUCCUUUUUACAUCAAAGGAUGAAGAUUCAUCAUUGAAGGCCAUUGACUUCGGCUUAUCAGAUUUUGUGAAGCCGGAUGAAAAGUUAAAUGACAUUGUAGGCAGUGCAUAUUAUGUUGCACCAGAAGUUCUGCAUAGAUCUUAUACAACAGAGGCUGAUGUCUGGAGUGUGGGUGUAAUUGCAUAUAUCCUACUUUGUGGAAGCAGACCAUACUGGGCUCGUACUGAGUCUGGUAUCUUUAGAGCUGUUCUUAAAGCUGAUCCGAGUUUUAAUGAACCACCAUGGCCUUCUUUGUCCCUGGAGGCGAAAGACUUUGUAAAGCGCAUGUUAAACAAAGAUCCAAGAAAAAGAAUAACGGCAGCUCAAGCACUUUGCCAUCCCUGGCUUAGAAAUCAAGGACAAGUAAAAGUUCCUCUUGAUGUACUCGUCUUCAAACUUCUCAAGAUUUAUAUGCGUUCAUCUUCUCUUCGCAAAGCUGCCUUGAGGGCUCUGUCAAAAACAUUGACUGUAGAUGAAUUGUUUUACUUAAAGGAGCAGUUUGCACUACUGCAACCUAGCAAAAAUGGAACCAUAAGUUUGGAAAAUAUUAAAGAGGCCUUGUUGAAAAAUGCAACAGAUGCCAUGAAGGAGUCUCGUGCUCAUGAAAUCUUAACCUCUUUAACGGCACUUCAGUAUAGAAAAAUGGAUUUUGAGGAAUUCUGUGCAGCCGCCUUAAGUGUCUAUCAACUUGAAGCUCUUGAAAGAUGGGACCAGCAUGCUCGUUGUGCCUAUGAACUUUUUGAGAAGGAUGGUAAUAGGCCCAUCAUGAUCGAAGAGCUGGCUUCAGAGCUUGGACUGGGACCCAACAUACCGGUUCAUGCUGUCCUUCAUGACUGGAUCCGGCAUACUGAUGGGAAGCUGAGCUUUCUUGGUUUUGUCAAAUUGCUUCAUGGAGUGUCCUCCAGGACUUUAAUUAAACCUCAUUGAUUGCGUGCAACUAUAGGUGAUCUUUGUGUCUAUCUUUUGUGGUGCUUCGUAUUGUUGUGGUUUGUGCCUGUUGGGAGUAUCAAGCAAUUGCCAUCAUGACUCGUGCCUGGUGCUCUCGGUCUUGCAACUGAUUCCAGAUCUUGCCAGAGAAUGAAACUUCUGUGCUAAAUGAGAAACCUGUGACUGGCUGGACAGCAGAGUUGAGUGCUGAUGGCCAGCUCACUACAAAAUAGGUUAAAUGUUUCUGACCACAUAAGGAAUGUAAACCUCAAUCGUUGUUCAAAGCUGGGCAAAAAAAUGUGAUUCAAUUAUCGCUAUAUAUUGUUUAGUUUUAGCCUUUGUGGGCUGGGGAUGAUGACCCAGAGGUUGACAUAUCUGGAAUCUGCAUUGUUUCAGUGCUCUAAUUGUGAAUCUAAUCCUAGCAUCAAAGCUAUGCACAAAUCAUGUUUUAGGCUGUCAAAAGUUAAAUGAAAGAGGGUGCUGCUUUAUAUAUACUACGUAUUUUUUUGCUUA